Messenger RNA from Astyanax mexicanus (Mexican tetra), 4380 nucleotides. RefSeq names its product unc-5 netrin receptor Da (gene unc5da). NCBI's taxonomy places the organism in Eukaryota, Metazoa, Chordata, Actinopteri, Characiformes, Acestrorhamphidae. Gene Ontology annotation, biological process: netrin-activated signaling pathway. Gene Ontology annotation, cellular component: membrane. The record is from RefSeq and is a predicted model, not a curated record. The transcript has 17 exons. The coding region runs from base 195 to 3842 and encodes 1215 amino acids. Gene Ontology annotation, molecular function: netrin receptor activity; protein binding.
UCUCUCUCUCGCUCUCUCUCUCGCUCUCGCUCUCUCCAUCCCUCCACUCCUCGCGCGCACUGGCGCGGGUGUUUUACUCCCCUCCUCGCGCAUCUACUCGGAUUGUGUGCGCGCGCUCCGUCUCUGUCACUCUGAGAGUCUCGUGAGGACUAACGGCGCGGGCCGGACUCCGGGGUGAGCGGCGGUUUGUUUGUAUGGGAUGCGCGCGCUCGGUCCCGGGCACGGGCUGCGCAGUGAUGGCUCGCGGCUCCUGCACGCGCUCCGUCGCGGCGUUGCUGCUGCUAAAGCUGAUGCUGCUGCUAAGUUCCGCCACAGCUGCCAGAGGAGGAAACCGGGGCGGACUCUCGGCUCUGACCGGGACACUGCCUCACUUCCUGCAGGAGCCGGACGACGCCUACAUCGUCAAGAGUAACCCAAUCAAACUGCGGUGCCGAGCCAGACCCGCCCUGCAGAUCUUCUUCAAAUGCAACGGAGAGUGGGUCCACCAGAACCAGCACACUUCAGUGGAGCACACUGACCUGGGAACAGGUCUGAAGAUCCGUGAAGUAAUGAUCAAUGUGUCUCGGCAGCAGGUGGAGGAUUUCCACGGGCCUGAGGACUACUGGUGUCUGUGUGUAGCCUGGAGUCACCUGGGCACCUCCAAGAGCCGCAAGGCCACUGUCCGCAUCGCAUACCUGAGGAAAAACUUUGAGCAGGAGCCGCAGGGCAAGGAGGUGCCAAUCAAAGGCAUGAUUGUCCUCCACUGCCGCCCUCCGGAGGGGGUGCCUCCAGCUGAGGUGGAGUGGCUGAAGAAUGAUGAGCCCAUCAGUACGGUGGACGACGGUAACAUUGACACUCGAGCGGACCACAACCUGAUCAUCAGUGAGGCUCGACUCUCGGACUCGGGAAACUACACCUGUCUGGCCAGCAACAUAGUUGCUAGGAGACGCAGCGCUUCGGCUACGGUUAUUGUAUAUGUUAAUGGCGGGUGGUCAUCGUGGACAGACUGGUCAGACUGUAGUGUGCGAUGUGGGCGGGGCAUUCAGAGACGCUCGCGCACCUGCACCAAUCCAGCACCACUUAACGGCGGGGCUUUCUGUGAGGGCAUGUCUGUCCAGAAGAGCACAUGCACCUCCCCUUGCCCAGUGGACGGUGGCUGGUCCGGCUGGACUGAGUGGUCAGUGUGCAGUUCGGAGUGUGAGAGGCAGCGCGGCAGAGAGUGCACCGACCCUGAGCCCAAGCAUGGGGGCAGACUGUGUGACGGGGCAGCGCUGGACACGGAAAACUGCACCGGAGACCUCUGUACUCAGGAUAAAAAGCUCCUGCAUGAUAUGAAGGUUCCUCCAGCAACUGAAGUGGAGAGCAACAAUGACAUCGCCCUGUAUUCUGGUCUGGCGGCUGGACUGGUCACUGUGGUGCUGCUGGUGGUCGCAGGGGCGCUCUACAGGCGGAGUCAGAGCGAGUACGGCGUCGACGUCAUUGACUCGUCCGCCCUGACCGGAGGAUUCCAGUCCUUCAGCUUUAAGAGUGCCAGACAGGGUAAUCCUCUACUCAUUAACUCCUCCAUGCCGCCGGACCUCACCAUGUCCCGGACCUUCACCAGCCCCAUCUGCUUCCCCGACUCCAUGGACAAGGACCUCAUGUCCGAGCAGUCGCUCUUCGACCCCCUGCCGGACGUCAAGGUCAAGGUUCACAGCUCUUUCAUGGUGUCCCUGGGCGUGUCGGAGAGGGCGGAGUAUCACCCCAAAGUCCCGCCCCAAACCUUCCCCCGGGGCAUGGUUCAGGACCUGGGUGGAAGGGGUGGCACCUUGGGAGGGAGGGGGAGGGGCUUGCUCAGCCCGAACUUGGGGUUCACACCCCGAACGGCCAAUUCUGACAAACCCUUCCUCCGGACCAGCGGACUGUUUGGGCACGGGGGAGGCCGACUGGUGCUGCCAAACACAGGUGUGAGUUUGCUGGUUCCUCACGGGGCGAUUGCAGAGGACACAAGCUGUGAAUUGCAUAUGAGCAUCAAUCAAGAAGACACCUGUGUCCUGUCAGAAGACUCUCAGGAGGUUCUGUUGGGUCCAGAGGUCUCGUAUGGUCCACCUGGACUGGACCUCUCGUGCCCUGUUGCCAUGACGAUCGCGCACUGUGCAGACAUGAGCUCAGACGACUGGAGCAUGAAACUGAGGAGACAGACCCAGGAGGACAGCUGGGAGGAUGUGAUGUCAGUAGAGGGUGAGAGUGCCUCCUGUUACUGCCUGCUGGAGCCUCAGUGCUGCCACCUGCUGGUGGAUCGUCCAGGCCGCUACACCCUGGUGGGGGAGCCGCUGAGCGAGGCUGCGGGGAAGAGGCUCCGCCUUGCCGUGUUCGGCAACCUGGAGGCAGACGCCCUCACCUACAGCCUGCGGGUCUACUGUGUGGACGACACCCCUUACGCCUUCCAGGAGGUGGUGUGGUUGGAGCGUGGUCAGGGUGGGCGUCUCCUGGAGGAGCCCAAGACCCUGCUGUUUAAAGCAAACUGCUUCAGCCUGCAGAUCUCCAUCCAGGACGUCCCGCAAUUCCUGUGGAGCAUCAAACCUUUCACCACCUGCCAGGAGUUUGGCUUCUCUCAGGUUUGGGGCAGUAAUCAGUCUCCUCUGCAGUGUGCCUUCACCCUGGAGCGCUUCAGCCAGGCAACCAAUCAGCUCUCCUGCAAGAUCAGCAUACGGCAGGUCAAAGGGCAGGAGCAGAUCCUGCAGGUCUACACCACUGUGGGUGAGAGCCAAAAGGAAGUCGUGCCGUUCUUCGCCCAGUCGGACUGUACCAUCACCUCUCAGACGGGCGCCAGGGCUUUCAAAAUCCCCCUCUCCAUACGCCAGCGCAUCUGCGCCACCUUCGACACAGCCAACGCCAAGGGCAAGGACUGGCAGCUCCUAGCGCAAAAACUGCAAAUCGACAGGAACCUGGGAUAUUUUGCACGACAGAAGAGCCCGUCAGCAGUCAUCCUCUGCCUGUGGGAGGCUCAGCACCAAGACAGAGGAGACUUGGACUCUCUAGCCAGUGCUCUAGAAGAGAUCGGCCGGGUUCACUCCAAACAUCCUUGUUUGCCGGCCACCCUGGACCACCCCAGACAUCCUCCGACCAUCAUCAUGGGAAACCUGAACAACCCCAGAGCCUCAACUAUGUCUUGUGCGCUUAGCCAAUCCAAACACCUGGCCAUCAUGGAUUGCCUGAACCAACCGAGUCAUCUCCCUAACCCUGUCACCCUCAACCACUCCAACAACACAUCUAGCAUGGGUAUGCUGGACUCUUCUAAACAGCUCACCAUUGCUAGUACCUUUGACCAGUCCAACCAUUCCAAGCAGUUAGCCAUUACUGGUAUGCUGGACCAACCGAAGCAACUGACUAUUGGAGGUACCACUGACCAAUACAUACACUCAGCUAACAUGGAUACCCUGGACCAUUCAAAACAGCUGGCAGUCACUGGUGCCCUGAUGGACCAGCCCAAACACUUAGUCAACCCACACACCCUCAGCAACCCUAAACACCUAGCUAGCACCGGCACCCUUGACCACUCCAAAGAGUUGGUCAUUGCUGGAACCCUGGACCACUCCCUCAGCAACCCCAAACAGCCAGCCAACACAGGCUCCCUGGACCAGCAUUCCAAACAGUUGAACAUUGGUAGUCCAAUGGAGCAUCCCAAACACUCCCCCAAGCAGCUGACCUUUGCUGAUACCUUGGAGUCCAAAAACUCUGAUAUACUUACCCUGGACCAAUCUAUAUACCCCGCAAUCAUGCCCACAUUGGACUGUUCCAAACAUUCAACCCCAAGUGGAACCUCCAACACUUUGCCAACUCUCGGCCACUACAACGACGACCUAGACUCUGACCACACAUAGUAAUCAAACCAUUGCCCCAGAAAUGACUUGCCAGUAGCAAAGCCUCUUUGAAAAAAAGAGGCAGAGAGAUGGAGCUUGUAGGUUACAGUCUGAGGGGUUGCCGUGGGUCAUCAGACAUCCCCUUCCACUCCAGGGAAAGCCUUUCCUCUGUCUAAGUGACUGCUAUGAAAAAAAAAAUACAAGCUUUUUUGAAGACGUUGUAUCUGGAUGAUGUAAUAUGCUAGCCUCUGCUCGAAUCUGGGCCAAUGAAAGGUAUUUGAUCUUGGUGAAAAGGCGCAAGAGGCUUAGACUCUUUGGUCCUUUUACCCUAUAGCCCUCAUCUGCUACUGUGCUGUGAAGUUGUUGUCGUUCCUUUCUGAACUUUAUCCUUGGCCAUCUUUCUGUUCCUAUACAAAGCCUGCCAGAUGCAAUGUUGUUGUGACUAGCGGUUGCUUAAAAUACAAGGUAGUAGGAAACUGCAGGAAGAAGUACCACAGUGUCACAAAGAGCUGCGAUAUGGGACUACUAUGUUAAAGCAUGCAAUUUGACCCUUUACGCU